Owenia fusiformis is the source of this 2858-nucleotide messenger RNA. The record is from the annotation of a GenBank genome assembly. Lineage: Eukaryota; Metazoa; Annelida; Polychaeta; Sabellida; Oweniidae.
AGCGUAUUCAAAUGGAUAUGUACAUCUGUACUUUUAAACAGGUAUACAAACCAAUUUAAGCGUAUACUUAUAUACACGUCAGGCUAUAUAUAACUAUUUUUCACAAUUUACAGUCUACUGUUAAUAAAGUGGUGGGGGACAUAGGACAAAAAUGAAGGAUCACGAUCACACGACAUACAUGUACCGUGUAGCUUGACAUUGGUUAAAAUUACAUCCACAUUUCAUUGUAUGGGACAGUAACAAAUGGUCACCAAACGUUAAAGAGCUUACAAUUUCUGCUAACACAUGUACAAUCUGAUAAUUAGAUGAGCUGGACUAUGAAUUGAAAGAUGUAAAGCAACAAACAACUUUAUCGAAUUUAUCGACUUUAUCGAAUGUUGUGGACAAUUCAGUCAUGCUGGGAAUCCCAAGUAAAAGAUUUUAUCGCCACGAGAAAAAUAUGCAGCUUGAUGUACAAGUGAUUUAAAUGCACAUCUUUAGAUGUAAAACAUCUCUAUGCUCUAUAAUAUGGGAUAUUUACAAAAUGACCACCAAACAUGGAAGAACUAACACUUUCCGCACAGCACUUGUACAAUCUGAUAAAGCUAGACUAUGAGGCAACAGAUGUACAGCAACAAAAAUACUUCAUCGAACAUAUUGUUGAUAUUAUCGCCACUAAAGUGGGAGAAUUAUAUCCCGUCUAUCGAACUCAUCCUAAAAUACCCCACGGGAGUUUCUAUCAAAGAACGAAAAUAGAACAAGCCCGUGAAUUCGACUUUUUACAUCCAUUUGUGUUUUCGGAAAAUAAAGGGAUAAGAAUACAAAACAAAUCUACAUUUCCCACAAGUUCGCCAGAUGCGACAGAAGUCUACAUCACUUCAUAUCUGAAAAAUAUACUGUCACAGCCAAAAGAGAACCAUAAUCUACUGCAAUAUGCAGAUUAUACUAUAAAUAAAAGGCUAAAUCCAAUUCCUGACAUACUCGAGACACUUCACAAAGCUGUCUCCGAUGCGUUAAUAGAACUUGACAGUGAUUCUGAAUGCCAUAUUGUGUACAGAGGAGAGUGUGACCUCAAGCGAAGCAAGAUAGAAUUCCUUGAGGUGGGUGAAACGGAUCCACACAUAUUGUCAUUGAAUGAGGUAGCGUUAGACGCCAAUGACUUUGGGCCAUGUAUAACUCUGGCCAUUGGUGGACCCCUUUGUAUCUCCCACGUGGACAUGACAUUCUGCAUAGAAGACCUAAAGAUGAACAGCGAGAGAGAAUGGCGUGAAAGAUACUUUGUUUUGCUGAGAUAUGGAUUUCUUCAGAACAAUUGGUUACGUACAUAUUAUAAACCUGGAUACAAAGAAUUAGAUGAGCACCAUACUAAGAUUUUGGUGCUGAUGAAAAAGUGCUUUGUUGAAUGUAAAAAGUAUCAAUAUGAUUCGACAUAUACUUCACAUGUAUUAAGAACCCUGGUGCUCAGUCAUCACCAAGUAUGUGAAGAUGAAACAUCUCUAGGAAGAUGUUUCUACAAAGUAGCCAUACAUGUACUGAGAAUGGCAAUCCAGGAUCCGGAGGACAACGAAAAACUGUACAUAAGUUCUGAAUGGUUGGGAAGUUUGAAAAAUGUUACUUAUCCUGUAGGUGUUUCGAUAAUUAACGAAGGAAGCAAUUUGUUCCCAACUGACCUACUAUUUACACUUUCACUAUACAUUCUAGUACAGUUUAUGAGAUAUCCGCACACUGUCGAUUCACUUUGUACCACAAAACUUAUAUCUGUGUUCAUACAGGUGAUAUGUAAAUACAGUUCGGCUGCAUUGAAAAUUCAAGUUGGAGGUAUUUUACAGACUGAAGUUGAAUCAUAUGAGAGCGAGAUUUUAAUUGAACGUGUACAUAAUUUCCUUUUUGAACUGAGAUAUAUGAGAUAUAAAGGUGGCGCAAUCAACAGUAUCUUAUCCCAUCCUCCACUACCGUAUAUACCAUACUGCCCCGACCCUGAACAACCUAUCCGUAUUAGUCUCACGGGUAAAAUAGAGAAAAUAUGUAAGGAAGAGGAGAGAGGUGAAUGGGAAAUGUGGAGACAUACGAUUGAACAGAAUAUUGGUCUAACGAGAUUUAUGGAACUUAGAAAGCACCAGAAAAAUAUCCGGAAAUGGGAACAAAUCAGACGUCAGGAAAUCAGUCAUCUGGCAAAGGAAAAUAACGCGUCAAGAGGAAAUAAAACACCAGGAGAAUCUUAUACAAGAGGAGAUCAAACGUCAAGAAUAUCUCACACGCCGGGAGGAUAUUAGAAGAUGGGUACUUAGACAUCGACAGGAGGAACUCAAACGUCAAGAGGAUCUAAAAAUACGGGAGGAACUCAAACGUCGAUCGGAGCUUAAACGUCAAGAGGAACUAAAAAAUCAAAAGGAACUCAAACGUCAAGAGGAACUCAAAUGUCAAGAGGAACUCAAACGUCAAUCGGAUCUAAAAAUACGGAAGUAACUCAAACGUCGAUCGGAGCUAAAACGUCAAGAGGAACUCAAACGUCAAGGGGAACUCAAAAAUCAAAAGGAACUCAAACGUCAAAAGGAACUCAAACGUCAAGAGAACUCAAACGUCAAUUGGAGCUAAAACGUAAAGAGGAACUCAAACGUCAAGAGGAGCUCGCCCGUCAGAUGGAGAUCAAACGUCAAGAUGAUAUUAGGAAUCAUCGGGCAUCUUAUAGCAGUGUUGUUGAAUGUGUUCCUAAAUCUUCCCUUCAGAUGCGUAAAGAAAAUACCAGGACUAGUCAAGGGGAAGUUAAACGUCAGGAGAAUAUUGGAACAGGUAAUCAAACAACAGGUAGACAUAUGGGAGGAAGAAAAGGAGCUCGUGCGUCAGGCCUUUGCGCUCAGUGGUCCAGAGAUUAUAAGUGA